Messenger RNA from Lolium perenne, 477 nucleotides. The record is from RefSeq and is a predicted model, not a curated record. Lineage: Eukaryota; Viridiplantae; Streptophyta; Magnoliopsida; Poales; Poaceae.
AUGCCGCCCCGCCAUCGCUCGUCGUCCGGCUACCGCAGCGUCCGCGCGCGCCCGAACGACACUUUAUACGCCGAGAUCCCCUCCGGCGAUGAGCGCAUCGGGCUCGGCACGUUCGAGACGGCGCACGAGGCGGCGCGCGCCUACGACGCGGUCGCCUGGUGCCUCGGCCGCUCCCACCGCACCAUGAACUUCCACGACGUGUGGAUGCGGGAGCAGGCGGCAGCGCUCGCGCCGCCGCCGCCGGCCGUCACGCGCGAGCAGCAACAGCACCAGCGCGAGCUCGAGCAGCGGCUCGUCAUCACGGAGCGCGACGAGCGCCUCCGCCUCGAGUGGGCGCGGCAGUUCCCGGAGGAUUCGCCGCGAUGGAGGCCUUCUACGCGAAGAAGGAGGAGGAGAAGGCAGCGGCGGCGGCGAAGAAGAAGGCGGAUCGCGACGAGCGCCGGGCGAAACUUCAAUUUCUACGAGUUGCAGCUUUGA